Anisakis simplex (herring worm) is the source of this 156-nucleotide messenger RNA. The record is from the annotation of a GenBank genome assembly. Lineage: Eukaryota; Metazoa; Nematoda; Chromadorea; Rhabditida; Anisakidae.
AUGGUGCCGACAUCGGCAUUUUUGGGUGAUGGUAUUGGUAAUUUAAUGGCGCAUAUCGUUGUUGAAUCUCAGACGAGACUUGCUCACAAGAUUGCGUUUUGCGACGAAUUGGAAUGCAUUGUUAUGGAAGUGGGUUGCUUUAUUGGUUUCAUUUGA